AAACAUUUACUUCUUUACCAAAAAUCUCCAUUUCUAAAGAUUCAAAAUCAAACAUUUUUCUUCAUCAAAUAUGCAUAACAGUACAUCAUCAUCAUCACUUGGCCCAGGUGGUUUAGACCUAAGCCAAGUUUUCUUCAAAUCAAUUUCCAAUACUCAUCCACCAUCGCCCACAAAACGCCACACGAAAAUCUCCGUGAUUGGCGUUGGCAAUGUGGGGAUGGCCAUUGCUCAAACCAUCUUGACUCAGGAUCUCGUCGACGAGCUAGCUCUCGUCGAUGCGAAACCUGAUAAGUUACGCGGCGAGAUGCUUGAUCUCCAGCAUGCCGCCGCGUUCCUUCCCCGGACUAAGAUUGUCGCUUCUGUCGACUAUUCUGUUACGUCCGGGUCGGAUCUUUGUAUCGUCACUGCGGGUGCCCGACAGAACCCGGGUGAAAGUAGAUUGAAUUUGCUGCAGAGGAAUUUGACUAUGUAUAAAGGUAUUGUUCCGGAGUUGGUGAAGUAUUCGCCGGAGUGUAUACUGUUUAUUGUAUCAAAUCCGGUGGAUGUUUUAACUUAUGUUGCGUGGAAGUUAUCCGGGUUUCCGGCGAAUCGGGUUAUAGGGUCGGGUACUAAUCUGGAUUCAUCUAGGUUUCGGUUUUUGAUUGCUGAUCAUCUUGAUGUUAAUGCCCAGGAUGUCCAGGCAUACAUUGUUGGGGAACAUGGUGACAGCUCCGUGGCACUUUGGUCGAGCAUUAGUGUUGGAGGUGUUCCUGUGCUUAGUUUUCUGGAGAGGCAACAAAUUGCUUUUGAAAAGGAGACACUAGAAAAGAUCCAUAAACAAGUUGUGGAGAGUGCAUAUGAAGUGAUUAGUCUGAAAGGUUACACGUCAUGGGCGAUUGGGUACUCUGUAGCAAACUUGGCUCGAUCAAUUAUUCGAGACCAGAGAAGGAUUCACCCUGUCUCAGUCCUCGCGAAGGGAUUCUAUGGUAUUGACGGCGGUGAUGUGUUCUUGAGCUUGCCUGCACAGCUUGGUAGAAGUGGAGUUUUGGGUGUGACUAAUGUGCAUCUUACUGAUGAGGAAAUUCAACAACUUAGGAACUCUGCUAAGACUAUCUUAGAUGUGCAAAACCAGUUGGGAAUUUGACUUGAGUUAAUGUUAGUAAUAGUUUCCCUCUGUUACCACUACUUAAACUUAAUUACUAUUGUUUUUUACCAUACAGUACUUGAAUUUUGUUUUCUUGCAAAAUCUUUCCUGAGAAGGAAAAUUGUGGGAAAUACUUGUGUUACAGCAGUACAUGUUGGCUGCCCCCUUAUAUGUGGUACUGACUUUGAAAUAGAUUUUAACAGUGAACUUUGAUGCUACUCUUACUAA
This is a messenger RNA of Nicotiana tabacum (common tobacco), 1351 nucleotides long. The record is from RefSeq and is a predicted model, not a curated record. Lineage: Eukaryota; Viridiplantae; Streptophyta; Magnoliopsida; Solanales; Solanaceae.